CCCAGGACAAAAUAAUGUCCAAAUUGUCUGGGACAUCCAUAGAACUUCCAGUCUUUGACAUCUUUAAGCCCUUAAACCCAUCUUCCUUAUCCUCUCUUUCUCUAGCCUGCAAAGAAUGGGGUUUCUUUCACAUUACCAACCAUGGAGUCUCCAAAGAUCUUUACAACAAACUCUACUCUCUCUCAACCCAGCUCUUCAAACUUCCCUUAGAAUCAAAGCUCAAAGCAGGUCCAUCGUCAUCCAUCAAAACCUACACUCCUCGUUUCAUUGCCUCGCCUUUCUUCGAGAGCUUCCGAGUUUCAGGACCCGACUUCUUUUCUUCUGCUCAGAGUUCAGCACUACUUCUCCCUAACCAGCAGGAUUCAGAAUUCAGUGAAAUAUUGAAGGAAUAUGGAAGCAAAAUGACUGAACUUUCAAAAAGGAUUAUAGAAGUUGUGCUAAUGAGCAUGGGGGAAAAUUUUGAGAACAAGUUCUACGAUUCUGAAUUCAGAAACUGCCAUGGCUAUUUGAGAAUCAUCAACUACACCCCGCCAGCCAAUGUGGAAGAAGAGGAAGAAGUUGAAGGACUUGGAAUGCACACUGAUAUGAGCUGCAUAACCAUAGUUUGUCAAGAUCAAACAGGUGGGCUUCAAGUGAGAUCUAAGGAAGGUAAAUGGAUGGACAUAAAUCCAUGUGAAGGAACUCUUGUAGUAAACAUAGGGGAUUUGAUGCAAGCUUGGAGCAAUGGAAAGUUAAGGUCAUCCCAGCACCGAGUUGUCUUGAAACGAUUCGUUAAUCGGUUUUCGUUGGCUUUUUUUUGGUGUUUUGAUGAUAAGAAGCUGAUUUAUACUCCUAAAGAAAUUGUUGGUGAAGAGCAUUUGAGGGUUUAUAAGCCAUUUAUUUGUGCUGACUAUUUGAAAUUUAGAGAGAGCCGUGAGGAAGGGAAGUUUGAGAAAGUUGGUUUAACUGUAAAAGAUUUUGCUGGAACUGAAGGAUGAUGAUGAAGAUGAUAAUGAACAAGAUGAGAAGCGUUUGGCAGAUCCCAAUGAGGUAUUGGUUAAUUCUUAAUUAUUCCAUGCAUUUAUUUUCACAAAAAAUUAUUAAUUGAUUGUGUUUGUUAAGAUGUGAUUUGGGACCUUUUGGAUGAUUUUUAUUAAUAUGGAAAUAAGAGAGAUACUA
This is a messenger RNA of Ziziphus jujuba (common jujube), 1158 nucleotides long. RefSeq names its product gibberellin 20-oxidase-like protein. Lineage: Eukaryota; Viridiplantae; Streptophyta; Magnoliopsida; Rosales; Rhamnaceae. Gene Ontology annotation, molecular function: dioxygenase activity. The coding region runs from base 15 to 977 and encodes 320 amino acids. The transcript has 2 exons. The record is from RefSeq and is a predicted model, not a curated record.